UCGGGGCAGGGGGGCUGUGUCCUGUCACCGGCGGUGGGAGGUCCCUAGUGUGGGUCACUUUUCCCUCAGGGCUCCGAGCUGGAGUCAAGUCGGAGCGGGAAUUGGAACUGCCCAGCUCCCAUCUGCAGCCCACGUUGUUCUUUGCUGCAGCUGCUUUUAAGUCGGCCACAAAUCUCCCGAGUGUCAUGGUGUUGGUUGGGGCUUGGGUCAGUGUGUUCAAAACAGAUCGUUUGUGAGGCUUGUGUGCCUAAUGUGGAAGUUGAGCAACGUUUCUUUGGUCGAUGUUUGAUCUGAUACCCUUUCCCCCAGUUAAUGCAUUUUCUUGCUUUUGACUAUGUUACUGUUCUCCUAGAGAGAGUUUUCUUCUUGCUCACCCCUUAGUUGCUUUCUUCAUAUCUCAGAGUUUUGUUCCUUUCUUUUCUCCUUUGUUAUUUUUGUAAUCUUUCACACUGUAAUAGGUUGGUUUCUCUAAUUGUCUUCUUUUUAAAAUAUUUUUACUAAGAUCUCCCUUGACUACUCUUAAACUAUUUCUGUGCCAUAUUCUUAGUCUUUAACUGGUCUUCUGUCUUCCUUAAGCAGUCCAAGUCAAACUUGAUGGGGUUGGGUUAGAGCUAAAAAGCUGACUCUGAAAGUUUCCUGUUUUUUCCCCUUCCUCCAAUCUCUUAACGAUCUUAUGCUGCUAGAAAGCAUGUCAUCAGUAACAAACAAUACUUUUUCAGGGUAUAAACUUUGCUUGGCUACACAUUAGGUUGUUCACUGUGGAGCACAGAAUCUGUGUACUAUGGAAAGUACUAAGCAAUUUUGGGAUUAAGAGAAUAGUCAAUAAUCUGUAUUUGGGUUAUAAGAUUGGACGUUCCAGGAGUAGAGUUGGUUGAAAAUACAUGUUUUCCAAGUUUUAUUUUAACCUAAAGGUAGUGCUAGCUUAGAAGGCAGCUUUUUUUGUUAUUUCUAGUAUCAAUGACCCAUUUGACAUGUUUGGGACUAUGUGACUAACCUGCCAGACAUCUAGCCGGACAAGCAAAUAACAUAAAAAUAGUAAGUACCUAUAGCAAAAUCAAAGGAGUCUUUUUAUAUGUUUCUGUGAUUAAAAACAUGAAGGGGACUUCUCUAUCCUAAAUGGGCAGAUACUUUAAUUGUAGCUGAUGACUGUAGUGAAGUAUAGUGAUGGAUUGACUACUAGGGGUUCGUUUAAAAGGGAAAAGAAAAAUUAAUCCCAGGUCUCAUUGUUGCUUUCACUGGUUUUUCUUUUAUUCCUAAAUCCUCCAUCACAUAAAACAGGUGCGUGGUUAUUGAUGUUCUCCAUCACUUAUAUCUAAAUAGCUUACCUCCUUUUUCAUCUUUUCUGCCUUCAGCUCCAUCCUCCAAGAAAUUCACUCGUCUCUGUGUUGUUCCAUUUUUGCAAUCUUUGCAUCAUCCUUUGUUGUCUAUUUGUAAUAUUGUCCCAGUUUACUGACGGGUCUCUGUGCAAAGGCUUUGAAGCUCCAUUAUGAUGUACUUGAGAUUUAUUGAUUGUGGCUGUAAUGUAGUGGUAUCCAUCAGCAUUUACUGACAUCUCAAACUUCUCUACCAUUUUACCCUGGGAUCAGUGUAAUAGAAGGCAUAGAUUAUGUUGGAAGUGAGAUUUUCAUUGCUAUCAAAAAAUUCUGCUUGGAAUCUGGCUAUCUCCUUUCUCCUUCUGUUUGCUACCUUUCUGGUAGCACCGUGGUCCUUCAUACCCCCUGUUCCCUCAUCUCCUACUUACCUCCAUAUGCACUUGUGCACAGAGCUCUUAGUGGGCUUGUGUCCUUUUGCCCCACUCAUUUUUUCCCAGCCUCAAUCUUUCCCUCUGCCUGACUUCUCACAGGUAAAAGUUGUUCCCUUACCGGCGUUGGCACUGAUAGAUUAAGGAUGAAUUACUUAUCUACACCUUGUAAUCCAAGCAGAAUUGCAGUCUGCUUUUAGCAGUCCAUGGGAAUUGUUGCUGAAUAAAUUGGAAUACUGGUAGCUGUGCUGACUGAAGCUUCUCUCAUCUUGAAUACGUGAGAAAGAGAGGGGAGGAGAAACCGUGUGGAUUUAAAAGAAAGAAAAACAAAACCACAACAGAGGAUGAUGUCCUUUCCCUAGAGGAGCAUUUAUUAGGUUAAAUCCUGUAUGAACCAGCUAAGGAGAAAUAGAGCACUGUUUUUAUUCACACAUUUAAUUUCUUCCUCAAAUAAAGCAAGGUUCCUAUGAGUGGGAAGCGCCCCUUCUCAAAUGUGAGCAGGAUAAGUUGCCCUGACGGCCACAGAACCCUGAAAUUCGAGGUCACAUUCCUUUAGGCAGAUAAACUGCACAUGUCCAUAUGUGGCUCGCAUUCCCUUGGGCUACAGAAGGCAGAGAUGGUGGAACUGCAGCUCCGGUAGGAGCAGCAAGGAAUUUCAGAAGCAAGUUCGUCAUCUUCUGUUCACAUCAGUGGAAGAUGGAGGGGGCUCGACAUCACACAGAAGAUGAUCGUGUCCUGCAUGAACAAGCUGCAAGUUUUCAACUGUUCAAAACUGGCAGAUCAGCCAAAAAUGACAGAUCUUGAUCGGACAAGAGGGAUGGCUGCAGGAAGGAAUUCUCUACUCUUGUUACCUAUGCUAAACUUCUUAAGAGGAUGGGUGGGCAUUCAAGUGUUAGUUUGUCCAGCAUCAUUCACUUCUGCUGCUUCUGGGAUUCCCUCAGGAAUUGCCCAAGGAGCGGAGGAAUAGAGCUUAGCCAUCUGGGUUUAAGAAGCUGAAAGCCAUGUCUCUUCCCCGACAGCUGCGAGAAAAGAGUGAUUUUGACCAGCUUCCAGAUGAUGUACCUGUUUCAGCUAACAUUGCAGAUAUUGAAGAGAAGAAAGGCUUUACUAAUUAUUAUAUGUUUGUCAUUGAAGUGAAGGUUAAAGGUGGUGGCAGAUACCUGAUUUUUCGACGCUAUCGACAGUUCUAUGCGCUGCACACCAAACUAGAGGAGAGAUAUGGGGCAGAGAGCAAAAAUAGCCCUUUUAGCUGUACGCUCCCCAUAUUGCCAGGAAAAGUUUAUGUUGGGGCCAAAAAGGAAAUUGCUGAAAACAGGAUUCCUAUCCUAAAUGUCUACAUGAAGAACCUACUCUGCCUACCCGCUUGGGUGUUGAUGGAUGAAGAGGUACGGCUGUUCUUCUACCACUCAACCUUUGAUAGCGAACAGGUGCCUCACAGACUGAGACGACUUCGCCCACGGACACGGCGAAUUAAAAGCAUUUCACCUCAAGUGCCUAUUUUUGACCGCAUGGCAGCUCCACGUGCUGAGGCUCUGUUUGAUUUUUCUGGAACCAAUAAACUGGAACUCAGCUUCAAGAAGGGAGACUUGAUCUAUCUACUCAGCAGAGUAAACAAAGACUGGUUGGAGGGAACAGCUGAUGAUGCCACUGGGAUUUUCCCAUGUGCUUUUGUGAAGAUCAUAAAAGAUUUGCCACAGCAGGAAGACACAGUUAAUAAAGUCCGAUGUUAUUACCAUGAUGAGACUGUGAGCACUAUCAGGGAUAUCUCAGUGGAAGAGGAUCUGAGCAGCAUUCCAUCAUUCAAAGAUCUCAUGGAAUUGAUGAGGCGGGAAUUUGACCAAGAUGACAUUGUUUUGAAUUACUGCGACCAUGAUGGUGAUCUGAUCCGGUUGCUCUCUGAUCAGGAUGUUGAACUCAUGGUGUCUCAGAGCAGAAGGCGGCCCUCUGAGAAGCAUUUCUUCCCUUGGAAGUUGCACGUAACUCACAAAGAUGACUUGGAUGUCUACAACACUAGUCCAGGAAUAGGUGCUACUCAGACAGCAAGAGCAACAUAAGUGCCAUAUAGAGAUGUUCCAGUAGGUAGUUAUACAGUCCUUUUGUAAUCCCUCUCUGCAGAUGGUUUCCUUUAACAAGCCUUUGAAGUGAGUUUAAAAGGAGUAAUUUUUUAGUAAUAUAUUACCUUUCAAUGUAAAAUGUGUACAUACUUACCGUCUUCAACUUUUCAGCAUUCCUCUGUAAUAGAGACGUCUACAUAGAGACCAGAGAAAGUAAGGAACAGAGAAAUAAAAUUGCUGGCCAUAUUUACAAAGCAAGUCAGUGUUAGCCUGCAAUAGAGGUUUAGUGUCCUGAGUCCAAGACCUUCCCUAACCCCUAUUCUUAUUCCCAGAGCUAAUUAUUUGUCCAUAAUAUCUUCAUAAGCUUUUUUUUCCUAGACUGCCAUAAUUUUCCCUCCACUUGCUGAUAUGAAGGUUUGUGCACCAGUGCUUAUAAAUGUGUAAUGAUUUCUGUCACACGGGAGUCUGACUGGGAAUUCAGAGUUUGUUCUGGAAGCAUCAAGAAAACUUUUUCACUUAUAUUUCAGUGAAGAAAUUGCAGCCCCUUUCCUUUCUUCUUUCCACUGACCCAAUAUUUUGAAUUCUGUAAAUCAAACCUAGUAACCUGUGGUGUUCCUCAUAGACCUUUUUGCAAUGCUACAGACAACUUGUUUCCACAUUCUGGGAAAACUUGUGUGAUGCCAAUUUGAAUAGCAAUUUCUUCUCUAUCUUAUGCUUUCUGACACCUAAUUGCAAAGUAGAACUUACAACAAAUUACUGUAUCAGAUUCUUCAACAAAUAAAGUUACAUAUGAGUUCUUUUUAUCAGUUUCUAUUCAAAAGGGAUUUUUUUUUGAUGAAAUAAUUCUGCUCCUUUUACUUUUUCUUGAAAAAUAAGAUAAUUUUGAAGAAGAGUUUGAAUGUUACUUAUUCAGCUUUCCUUAAGGAGGAACUAAUUUCUGAAAAAAAAAUAAAUCUUGCAAUAACUUCUUUAGUGGUCAUGCAAUGAAAAUAUUUUCUUCUUGAACAAAUUUACUGCUGCUUGUAAGAAUUAUAAGAUAUGAAUGCUUUACAGAAAUUGUUUGAUACCUAAAAUACUGUAUUUUAAAAACACCACACAGUCAUGGUGUUAAAAAGAUGCCACCAAAUCUAAAUAUAAUCUGUAAAAAAUAAGAAUUUAAAAUAGUUUUCAAACACCAUGCUUUGGAUUUGACUAUUAGUUUCUGUGGCAUUAAGCGGCAAUUCUUCAUUUAAAAAAAUCUUUGUCCUUGACCUGCUGCUAAAAUUUGUACAGACAAAAGGGAAGAUGAACAAGUAUCUCAAGGUACUAAGGAACAGUUAACUAACAGUGCAUUAAUAACUAAACUGCCCCUCCCAAAACUGGCAAAAUAAUGCUUUCUCUUUUUCUUAGAUGUUACCUGUAAUGCUAUCAGGUAACAAGGUCUUCAACAACGGAAGUAUUUAAGGUGACUUACCCUUUAAACUUGAUUUUUUUUUCUCUUCCUGAUGUAUAUACAUAAACUUAUUUUAUACAUAAGCUUUAAUAUUCUAUUAUCCAUAGCCCUGCAUUUAUGCAUACAAGUGUAUUGG
This is a messenger RNA of Phalacrocorax carbo (great cormorant), 5363 nucleotides long. The record is from RefSeq and is a predicted model, not a curated record. Lineage: Eukaryota; Metazoa; Chordata; Aves; Suliformes; Phalacrocoracidae.